This is a messenger RNA of Alligator sinensis (Chinese alligator), 2267 nucleotides long. Its product is annotated as junctional adhesion molecule A-like. The transcript has 10 exons. Gene Ontology annotation, biological process: intestinal absorption; cell adhesion; regulation of membrane permeability. NCBI's taxonomy places the organism in Eukaryota, Metazoa, Chordata, Crocodylia, Alligatoridae. Gene Ontology annotation, cellular component: bicellular tight junction. Bases 16 to 834 code for a protein of 272 amino acids. The record is from RefSeq and is a predicted model, not a curated record.
CCAUGCCCUUCAGAAAUGCCCCAGGGGUCCUUGGUAGCAGGCCAGGUGACACAGAGAGAAGUGCCGGAGAAUAGCCCGGUUGACCUGCCCUGUGAUGCAUAUUUGGCGCAGCGGGGAAAUCCCCGGAUCGAGUGGAAGUUUGAGAAGGGCAACACCGUGACGCUUUUCUACUGGAACUCUCAGUUCACAGAACCGUACAAAGGCCGCGUACAGUUCACACCCUCAUCGAUCCACUUCAGUUCGGUGACCCGGAAGGACACUGGGAAGUACGUCUGUGAGGUCCUGGGGGAGAGCGGCCAGCUCUCCAAGUCGGAGGUCAACCUCAUUGUCCAAGCGGCCCACGUGGCUUCCGUACCCGCCUCAGUGACCAUCGGCAACAAGGCUGAGCUGACGUGCAAGGAGUCGGAUGGCUCCCCGCCCCCCACCUUCCAGUGGUACAGGAACAACAUCCAGAUGCCCGUGAACCCCAAGAUGAGUGAGGCCUUCAAGAACUCCUCCUACGAGCUCAACCCCAAGACAGGGCAGCUGACGUUUGAUCCUGUGACCGGCUUUGACUCGGGGGAUUACUACUGCGAGGCGCAGAACAACAUUGGGACCCCUCAGAAAUCGGACGCCUAUCGCUUGGAAGCUAGUGAACUCAACGUGGGUGCCAUCGUAGCCACCGUGGUGGUGCUGCUGAUCCUCCUGGGGCUCAUAGCCUUCGGCAUCUGGUUUGCUUACAGCCGCGGCUACUUCAACAAAAGAAAAGAAAGCACCAACAAGAAAGUAAUUUACAGCCAGCCUUCCCAAAGGAGUGAUGGAGAAUUCAAACAGACGUCGUCCUUCCUGGUGUGAGUGCCGGCUGGACCUGCCGCGCGGCGAGUUGGCCCUGCCUUCCUCCUUCCCCCAGGACUGCUGCGCCUGUGCCCUGAAUCCCGGGCCCUGCCUCAGCGUUUUUAGCUGUCAGUUUUUUUUAAAGCUCUCCAUGGUGCCUUUUCCGUGUCACCCAACCCUCCCCGCACCCCUUUCCCCCUGAUGUCAGGGAACAUUGCUGUUCUGCAGAUCCUCUUGCCCACCUGUGCAAAGGUGGCUGCUUCACACGAACCCUCGGCCUGUCCUCCAGGAGCAGCUGACAUCUUGCAAGGGCUCUGGCCUCUUCUGCGCUUUGCUAUGUUGCUUGCCUCGUGCUGGGGGCAGGCAUGAUGAAGGAGAUACGUGCUCUGGGACUAGCCUGUGGCCUUCUCCCCUGCGCCCCAGCACUGAAGACAGGCAGCUUGACCUCACUUUUGUGGCUGGAGAGGAUUGGGCUGGGGCUUCCCCCUUGGCAUCACCAGAGCCUGCCGGUGUGGGGGGAGAGCUGGAAGAGCAUCAUCGUGGCCUCUGACAUCCCUGUGGCUGUUCAGCGGGGCCUGACAAAGUCCUGUGCCCUCACCUGGCCUUGGCCUGCAGUGAGUGUUGCUGUGGGGGCAAGGUCUGGGAGGCAUUGUGUCUGGAGCAACCUCCCACCCUGGUGUGGCCCUGCCUGCCUCACACCAGCACAGCUAUCCUUGCCACUCCAGUGUGGGAUGGAGCUGCCUUCUGCACAGCUCUGCUCUGCCCAGGGGGGCAAUCCACGCUGAUAGGAGCUAUGGCUUGCAUAGUGCGAAUGCUGCUGUGGGCCAUGUCAGUGGGGCCAGUUGGGCAGGUGACGGAGGGAGCAGCCCCGAUAUUUUCCUCUGGGCAGCCCAUGGCUCAGUUGCCUGCUGCUAGUUCCUCCCGCCAGCUCCACACUGGUGCUGGCAGCCUGGCGUUUCCCCACAGUGGCUCUUGUGUAGACCUGAGGGGUCAGGCUGCUGCAAGUGGGAGCCUGGCCUCCAUUACGCUGGCUGUGGUGUGUGGUGCUGUUGUAUGAAUGAAACCUGGUUGUAGCUCCGAGUGGGGACGGCCAGUGGGACUGGAAGCAGCCCAAGUGGUAACCCUAUCAUCACAGCCAGGGAGGGGUCUGGCCAGUCAUGGCUGAGACCCAGGGCGAUGGGGACUAGAGCCACAGACAUGGUAAGGAGGGCAGCCGUGAAGGCAGGUGCAGGGAGCCCAGGCGCUUCCUGGGAAGCGAGGCUGGCUGAUCUCCGGGGUUGAAGCCCAAGUGGGAAGUUCCCCCUCCCCCCACCACCACUUGGGCAGAUGGACCUAGGCUGCAGCUGUCACGGGGUCUUGCUGGGCUGCCCUGGGCUGGGUCGUGUGUUGCCACAGCUGUACCAAACUCCUGUGAUCUACUGAACGUCUACCUGGAAAUAAAUCUGUUUGUGCGA